This is a messenger RNA of Anopheles bellator, 2595 nucleotides long. It is a transcript of the gene Ir93a, whose product is annotated as ionotropic receptor 93a. Gene Ontology annotation, biological process: monoatomic ion transport. The record is from RefSeq and is a predicted model, not a curated record. Gene Ontology annotation, cellular component: membrane. The transcript is spliced from 18 exons. Lineage: Eukaryota; Metazoa; Arthropoda; Insecta; Diptera; Culicidae. Gene Ontology annotation, molecular function: signaling receptor activity; ligand-gated monoatomic ion channel activity. Bases 1 to 2595 code for a protein of 864 amino acids.
AUGUUAAUACUAGUUGUUUCCCUAUACGAUUUGGUUUCUUGUGACGAUUUUCCUUCGUUACUUUCGACGAACGCAUCGAUUGCUAUCAUUCUUGAUAGAGAGUAUCUCGGUGACAUGUACGACCAAAUGCUAGAAGAAACAAAGGUGAUCGUCGAAAAGAUGAUUCGAGAAAACCUGAAAAAUGGUGGACUGGUUGUGAAGUACUAUUCAUGGACGAGCAUUAACCUCAAGAGAGACUUCUCAGCAGUGAUUUCGGUAUCAAGUUGCGACAACACGUGGGCCAUAUACCAAGAAGCUUCCAGAGAACGGUUGGUGAUGCUAAGCAUCACCGACCCAGACUGUCCGAGACUGCCGUCCAGCACCGCAAUAAUGAUUCCGCGAACUGAUGGCUUGGGUAGCGUUUUCGAGGAAGUUUCGCAGAUCAUACUGGAUAUGAAGAGCUCCCGGGCGAUCGACUGGCGCACAGUUACGCUGCUGUAUGACGAAAGCUUCGAUUCCCAGAUAAGCCGUUGUAUACUGUCGUUGCUGGAAGACCGUGAGGGCAUGCGUGCAUUGUCGUUAACGGAGUUCAAGAUCCACACCCCAAUGCAUAGCUGGGAAAAACGAAAGGAAAUUCGCCGAAUGCUACUGAACAUACCAACAGCAUAUACCGGGAAGAACUUCAUAUCGAUUGUGAAUUCGGCUACAUUGGCCUUAUUGAUGGAAAUUGCGAAGGAUUUGAAGCUGGUAAAUCCUUCAUCUCAGUGGCUAUACUUUUUGCCUAUAUCGAGCAGCGAAAACUUCACUUCGACCACCACUAUAAUCAAUGAAGGUGACAACGUGGCCUUCAUUUACAAUACGCAGAGCAAAAGUCAGAACUGUACCGUGAACAUGUUGUGCUACAUGGAAAAGUUUUUAUUACACUUCGUCCAAAGUUUGUCGAAGCUGAUCCGUGAGGAGCAGGUGGUUUUUGGGCAGAUAUCCGACGAAGAAUGGGAAAUAAUUCGCCCAAGCAAAGCGGAGCGGAAAAGCAAGUUUCUCCAGAUGAUCAGAACGGCGAUAUCUGGGAAGGACGAAUGCAACAGAUGCUCGAGGUGGAAAGUUCAAACGGCGGAAACUUGGGGUUAUGUCUAUAGAACAGACUAUGCCAUGGAGAGCGAUGAUUCGAAGGAGCGCAAAAAGUUUUCUCUACUAGACAUUGGCUACUGGUCGCCGCAGGAUGGGUUUAUGCUGUCAGACGCACUCUUUCCUCACACUCGGUACGGAUUCCGUGGCAGCCAGCUGGUGUUUUACAGCUAUCACAACCCACCCUGGCAGUUCGUCUCCUACAACGAGUCCGGAUACGCAACAGUCACCAGCGGUGUGAUUUACGAUGUACUCACAGAGCUUUCCCGUAAGCUGAACUUUACUUACACGCUUGUCAUCACGCAAGGAGUGAUCGAUCAAAACACAACUGUUCUUGACGGUAAUACGACGUACGAAACUAAAGGCCUAACAUCGGACAUACCGCAAGACAUUUUCAACACACUCGUCGCUAAUAAGAUCCUGCUGGCGGCCAUCGGAACGACGGUUAACGAGCGGCAGAAGAAAGUGGUCGGCUUUACAGAUCCCGUCAGCAUUCAAACGUACAGCUUCGUCAUCUCUAGACCACGCGAAUUGAGCCGAGUGCUGCUGUUUUUGUCUCCUUUCGGCUCUGACACAUGGAUGUGCCUCGCUACAGCUGUACUGCUGAUGGGUCCAGUGUUGUGCCUCAUCAACAAUUUAAGCCCAUAUUAUGAAACCCACAACAAACCAUCAAACACAGGGCUGGGCAAAAUGAACAAUUGCUUCUGGUACAUAUACGGUGCACUGCUGCAGCAAGGUGGGCUUUACCUUCCGUACGCUGACAGUGGACGUAUCAUUAUUGGAACCUGGUGGCUUGUGGUGUUGGUGCUCGUCACCACUUACUGUGGUAAUCUGGUGGCUUUCUUAACGUUUCCGAAGAUAGACAUCCCCGUUAAUAGGGUGAUGCAGCUGCUACGAAACGAUCGUGGUAUGACCUGGAGCAUCCGCAAAGGCACAUUUCUUGAGGAGAUUCUAAUGGAAUCGAACGACCCGAAGUACAUUGAGCUGUACCGUGGUGCCCAGGUGAUUACGGAGGUGACGGACGAGCUGGUGGACCGCAUCGAAGGAGGCCGGCACGUCCACAUCGAUUGGCGCAACAAUCUCAAGUACCUGAUGAAGAACCAGUUUCUGCAAACGGAUCGGUGUGACUUUGCGCUCAGCACCGACGAGUUUCUGGACGAACAGAUUGCGCUGGUCAUGCCGCGGGACAGCCCGUACCUGGAGCUGGUGAACAACGAGAUCCGGCGGAUGCACCAGUUCGGUUUCAUCCAGCGCUGGAUCUCCCAGUACUUACCGUCGAAGGACAAGUGCAGCGGCUCGAGCAAAACCAUGGAUGUGCAGAACCACACCGUCAACAGUUCGGAUAUGGCCGGAUCGUACUGGAUCCUUUUGCUCGGCUUCUCGGCCGGGUUGUUCAUCUUCGUCAGCGAGUUCAUCAUCAGCCGGUACCGCACCGGCACCGGCAAGCACCGGCUGUCCAAGGCAGCGGCCCCCACGACGUACAGCGAAUGA